This is a messenger RNA of Colletotrichum phormii, 2073 nucleotides long. RefSeq lists its product as uncharacterized. The transcript has 8 exons. Gene Ontology annotation, molecular function: zinc ion binding; DNA binding. The coding region runs from base 1 to 1908 and encodes 635 amino acids. Lineage: Eukaryota; Fungi; Ascomycota; Sordariomycetes; Glomerellales; Glomerellaceae. The record is from RefSeq and is a predicted model, not a curated record. Gene Ontology annotation, biological process: DNA-templated transcription.
AUGGCCUAUCAAAUCGGGACGACUGACGAUGCUGCGCCGAGGAAUCGCGCCUGUGACUUUUGCUUCGAAAAGAAGACUACAUCGACUUGGAGAAACCCUCCAUUGUCAAGAAUAACACCCCGCAACUCACAAACUACUCCUCGCCAAGUCUUGGAAGGCCACUCUGAAAUUCACCAAGAACGCUCAGAGCCAAGAAUUGACGGCGAGGAAAAUAAACCGGAGGGAGCUCCUGCUUCCCAGAACAGCAAGCAAAAGUCAACAUGUUCUUCCACCACUGAAACCGGGCCAGCUGCUGCACAAGCUCAUAGUCAUAUUGGAUCGGAGUUGGAGUCACGCAUGGGGCUAGAUGCAGGAAAACGAGAAGUUCUCAGAGCAGCUUUAGCGUUUGCAAACCAGGCGUCUCAGCAACCAAGCGUUGGGGCAUUUGAAGAGGACACUGGAGAAUCUUUUGAUGUCUUUAGCGAAACAUCUUACCCGACAGCCGAGAGUCUUUAUCUGAUACUCUCUAGUAAUGUUGGCCAGGCUUUCACUAUGGACAUCGGGUCUGUCAUUUCCGAAGAGAUACUAGAACGUCAAGCUCUUGGACUGAUUGAACAGUCUGUCAAUGGUGCGGCACGUGUUCACUACAUCGUGAACGUCAACUUCUUUGUCUGGAUGUAUUUGGGAGCUUCCAGCUUUCAAACCACAGGCUCUGUAAUGGCACAGCAUCUUAUAUUGAGACGACAGAAGUAUGAGAAGAACUUACGGGCAGUCUUAUGCCGCAUAGGCGUUCUAGACCAGCCAAGCUUGCCACUGCUUCAAGCCCUGCUGUCCGGUGCCAUGUUUAUGUUACUCUCGGGGAAAUUGGAGAUGUGCUGGCAGCUGAGUGCAUCAGCAUCGAGAAUAUGCAUGGCCUUGGGUGGACCUCGCAGAAUCAGCUCCCAGACCAUGGCUAUCCAUGAGCUUCGAGAAACUCGGUAUACUUUAUCGAUCUGCUACAUGUUUGAUAGAGCGCUUGCUCUGAGUAUGAACCGCUGCCUCUCUCUGCCCAGGUUUGACAUGAACCCCACGGAGCUGGUGCCCACUGAUGCAGAAAAGCCAUACACCUCACUCAUUCAAGUCUUUUUACAGCUGGCUGAGGUUCAGUCAGAUGUUGUACACCACGCGAAGACCAAGAAAACAAUGGAAAAUGUCGAAACUGUCCAAACAUUACAAGGCAAGAUGUGGAAGAUUAAAGAAACAGGUCAAAAGCAGCCUUUGCAUACCAAAGAAAAAUGUCUUCAGGCGGAGUGGAUGGGCGUUGAUUUCGUCUAUCAUUCCGUUAUGACAUCUAUCGUUAAGCUCCACCCGUAUCUUCUGGAUGAUGCCGGUUUAUAUCAGCAAUUGCUCGGCUACGCUCACUUUCACUUAUUUCGGGUUUCGGUGUCGUGGCUCAUUUUGUUAUAUCCUGUUUAUCCCUUCUUCGUCAUCUUCACACACACCGUCAACACCUCGAGUCUUCAAGACUACCGCUUGAUCACGCAGAUUACAACAAGCCUCCAGGAGUUUGCUGGCCAUAAUCCAGCUUUGAUGGGAGUCCAAAAGUUAUUUGAGGAGUUCGUUAAACUUUGCACCCCUAUCUUCGAUAGGAACAAGUCAAUUGAUGCCACAUCUCCGGCGCUCCCAGAAACAAGAGGUUCAUCACCACAUAGGACUGGGUCGCAAUUACACCAUAAUAGGAUGUCUCAAGGGCUUUCGGGUCCUCCUGAGAUAGGGUCAUUCACAUCUUUGAUACAGGACGCUCUAUCCAUCCCGGCAGCAGGGGAUCAUGUGGUCAGCGGAAUCACAUUUCCCGACUUGAGCACUCUGGAGGAGAACGAGUUACUAGCAGAGUUGUAUAGCACACAGCCAUCUAUAGGGUGGAUAGAUGGCAAUUGGUCUAUACAGUAAACUUGAGACACAACUGUAAAGGCUAAGAUCAAUCAAGAAACAUCCCUCCUGAUACAUUCAAACUGGUACCAUUGAUCCAGCUGGCUCUCUCUUCUGCCAGGAACGCAACAGCGAAAGCAACAUCUUCAGAUAAUCCGAUCCAAUCAUCUACCGGGGUCCUGGCAU